AUGGGCGCGCCGCUAAUAUUGUUUAAGAUGUGGGUCGCGAAGAAGCUCGCGGUCCUGAUCGCGCUGCGCGUGUACGGCCUCAAGAAGCUCUACCGCGGCGGGAUGCGCCUGAACAACAGGUUCGUCACUCACGCGGCGACGCAUCGACGCGUGCACAGCGUGCUGCACUCCGUCGCCGCGGGGGCGAUGAAGUUGGGGGAGACGGUCGAGGGGCCCGCGCGGAGGUUCAUGAAUAAGAUCGUGUUCGGGGAGGGGAUAUCGUCGUCCAAGCCGGGGUAG
Micromonas pusilla CCMP1545 is the source of this 279-nucleotide messenger RNA. RefSeq lists its product as uncharacterized. The coding region runs from base 1 to 279 and encodes 92 amino acids. Lineage: Eukaryota; Viridiplantae; Chlorophyta; Mamiellophyceae; Mamiellales; Mamiellaceae. The record is from RefSeq and is a predicted model, not a curated record. The transcript has a single exon.